CCGGAACUUCAAACAGAGCAGCAACAAACUACUUCGUCUGUAUGUCAGGUCUCUCUUUCUUCCCUGUAAGUCCACAAUGUCAGCAAGCUUACCUCAACCGUUCGUGGUUUCUUUCACAGAGAUGGCAACCACCCUUCGUGAAGUUCACCAAGCCCAUGCCCACAUGAUCAAAACAGGCCUCAUUCGUAAUACUUUCGCAGCAAGUCGCUUAAUUGCCUUCGCUGAUACUAACCCCUCCGACCCAAGAACCCUCGCAUACGCCCACUCAGUAUUCACUGGCAUCUCUAACCCAAACUCCUACGUAUGGAACACCAUAAUUCGAGCCUACGCAAAUAGCUCUACUCCGGUUCAUGCCCUUCUCAUCUUUCACCAAAUGCUACAUGGUCCUGUCUUCCCUGAUAAGUUUUCCUUCCCCUUCGUUCUUAAGGCUUGCUCUUAUCUUCGUUGGAUCAAAGAAGGACAACAAAUACACACCCAUAUUGUCAAAGUUGGGCUUGGUUCUGAUGUUUUCAUUCAGAACACCUUAAUUCAUUUGUAUGCAAGCGCUGGGUUCUUCGAAUGUGCUCACAAUUUGCUCGAUAGAAUGCUUGAAAGGAAUGUGAUUUCAUGGAAUGCUAUAUUGAGUGCUCAUGUUAGUCAGGGUUUGAUGGAGCAAGCGCUUGACUUGUUCGAGGAAAUGCCGGACAAAAAUGUGGAGUCAUGGAAUUUCAUGAUUUCAGGGUAUGUGAGUCUUGGAUUGAUUCAAGAAGCAAGGAAUCUUUUUGAUGUAAUGCCACUGAGAGAUGUUGUUUCUUGGAACGCAAUGCUUACAGGCUAUGCACAUGCUAGUUGCUUCGAUGAAGUACUUGCAAUUUUUGAAGAUCUGCAAAAUGCAAAGGUGAAGCCAAAUAGUUACACACUUGUAAAUGUCUUAUCGGCAUGUGCAAACAUGGGAGCCAUGAACCAAGGUGAAUGGAUCCACUCUUUUAUCAAUAAGAAUGGCAUCAAGAUUGAUGGGUUCCUCGCUACUGCUCUUGUAGACUUGUAUUCCAAGUGUGGAAAUAUUGAGAAGGCUAUAGAAGUGUUUGGUAAUACUUUGAGAAAGGAUAUUAGUACUUGGAAUUCCAUAAUUGCGGGAUUAAGUAUACAUGGCUAUGGAGAGGAUGCACUCAGGGUUUUCUCUGAGAUGCUAACUGAGGGAUACUCACCUAAUGAGAUUACUUUCGUAAGUGUUCUUUCCGCUUGUAGUCGUGCAGGUCUGUUGGAGGAGGGUCGUGCAGUUUUCGAUUUAAUGGUACAUGUUCAUGGAAUUGAACCAUCCAUUGAGCACUAUGGCUGUUUGGUUGAUUUACUUGGUCGGGCUGGAUUAUUGGAAGAGGCUGAGGAGCUUAUAAAAACAAUGCCGCUUAAGGAUGCUCCUGCAGUUUGGGAGUCUUUAUUGAAUGCGUGCAGAAUACACGAAAAUGUUGAACUAGCAGAGUGUGUUGCAAUGAGACUUUUAGAGUUGAAUCCCCAAGAUAGUGCUGGUUAUGUACAAUUGUCCAAUAUAUAUGGAUCCAUUGGGAGAUGGAAUGAUGUCCGAGAGGUGAGGAGGAUGAUGAGAGCACAAAAAGUGAGAAAGGAACCUGGUUGCAGCAUGAUUGAGGUGGAUGGCAUUGUUCACGAGUUCUUAGCUAGUGAUGGGUUGUACUCUCAAGGGGAUUAGGAAUACCAGAGGUUGGUUACUAUCAACAAAACAAAUUUCCUUUGGUUCUAUAUCAAUGAGAUUUUUGAGAUUGACAAUAAGAAGAAGA
Molecule: messenger RNA, 1772 nt
Organism: Telopea speciosissima
Lineage: Eukaryota; Viridiplantae; Streptophyta; Magnoliopsida; Proteales; Proteaceae
Product: pentatricopeptide repeat-containing protein At4g18840
Exons: 2
Coding region: 77-1684 (535 amino acids)
Biological process (GO): RNA modification
Molecular function (GO): RNA binding; protein binding
Source: RefSeq, a predicted model, not a curated record